AUGGCCUACAAGCGUGGCGCCAUCGUUGACCACUUACUGCAACAGAUGCUCACAGCUCCCGGAGACAGUGAUAAGAUGAGGAUUCGGCAGCUCUACUCAUGUAGACUUAUUGUGUUCUUCAGCGAAAACGAGGCGGUCGCAAAGUAUUGCGUGAAAGAGAGGGAAAGAGCGCGCCCUGUUGCGGAGGCGCUUCUAGACGCGCAAGCAUACCUCCUGCAUAUGAUUCCAGGGCAGCUGCGGGAAACGAAACCUGUUCAGGAUUCCGAACUUCUGGUAAAGAGGGAAAAGGGCAAGGGGAGGUACGAGUUCCUGGACUUAGCGCUGGAGAACAUCAAGGGCUUCGCGAACUUCUUUAGAGCUUCAAAGCACUUUCGCCAGGCGCUGCAGCAAUCAGAAACUUUCUUCCCAGAUCUCGAGAGCCUGGUCUCUCGUAACAUCACGAAGCGCGCGAGCGCUCACCUUCAGGAGAAGGCAGCUAAGCACGUCUCCCGUCUGCUGCAUAUUUUCUCCCAAUUUGAAGAUUGCCAGCACUGGACCAUUGACAGCGGACGGUUACGAAUCCACGCAGCAGCAGCAAGGCUGCUGCGGUUAGACGGAGUGACAGAAGGUUUCGUCAAGGGCUGGAAGAAGCUAGGCGGGCCGUCCAGCGCCGGGUCGGUCCCCUUGGCCACCAGCUGGCAGUUGCGCAAGCAUCUCGAGUCGUCCGAAAAGAAACUCUUGUAUUUCGACAGGCGCAUACGAAACGCAGGAGAUCCGCACACCGCGAGAAAGCUGCGUCAGGAGUGGUUGGAUAUGAACGAAGGAGCACUGGCCACGAUGGGAUGGCCAGCUCUGGAAAGAUGUGGUGGCUUGCCUUCCGUCGCCCAAGGUCCCGAACAGGACGGUCUGAGGUUCGCGAAGGCCGUCGCAAGAGCCGGUAGCAGCGCCGCGCCAGUCGUAUGCUCCUGGGAGAUGUGCACCGAGGGCUCGGUGCUGGACGCAGGCAGGCAGUUCAGCAAGUGCGCCAACUGCUCGCUCGCGUUCUACUGCAGCAAGGAACACCAAAAGCUCCACUGGACGAGCCACAAGAAGCAGUGCAAAGCCGAAACGUCUGAUUAG
Molecule: messenger RNA, 1098 nt
Organism: Klebsormidium nitens
Lineage: Eukaryota; Viridiplantae; Streptophyta; Klebsormidiophyceae; Klebsormidiales; Klebsormidiaceae
Source: the annotation of a GenBank genome assembly